GAAAAAUAUAAACUUCAUAAAAAAUCUGUAACACCACAAUUAAAAUUAUGGCUCCAGUAUUUAGUAAAGUUGCCGCCCGUAAUUCUGCUGUGAUCGCUGCUUCAGUUGGCUUAGUAUACUGGAUUUCUACUGUACGAUUAAGAAGAGGAAGGAAAAGAGCAGAACUAGUGGAUGAGGUUGCUUGUGCAUAUGCUCAGAAAGAAGACAAAAAAGUUAGAGUGCAGGUUGACAUGAACUUUUUCAGGCAGUUGAAAGCAAUAUUGCAGAUAAUUUUGCCUAGUGUGUUUACAAAAGAGUUUGCUUAUGUUGUUAUGAUUGCUGGCACACUAGUUGGCAGGACAUUGUGCGACAUUUGGAUGAUACAUAAUGGUACUGUCAUAGAAAGGGCAAUCAUCACUCAAGAUAUAGCUCUUUUUAGGAAAAGUUUGGAAGCUUUCAUAUUUGCUAUGCCAAUGCUUUCUCUGGUGAAUAAUGCAAUGAAAUUUGGUUUGAAUGAGUUAAGGUUGCAUUUUCGCUCUCGAUUGACUAAGCAUCUUUAUGAUCGUUAUCUUAGUGGAAUAAUAUAUUAUAAGAUGAGCAACAUUGAUAAUCGAAUAUCUAAUCCUGAUCAGCUACUUACUCAAGAUGUUGACAAAUUUUGUGCUUCCGUUACAGACUUGUAUUCAAAUAUCAGUAAACCCACAUUAGACAUCAUUAUAUUUGUGCAAAGACUAUCCUCUUCUAUUGGUGCUGAGGGACCAUCAUUAAUGAUGACUUAUUUAUUAUUUGCUGGACUUCUUCUCACCAGAUUGAGACGUCCGAUAGGAAAGAUGACAAUGACUGAGCAGAAGUUAGAAGGGGAAUUACGAUAUGUUAACUCAAGAUUAAUUACCAAUAGUGAAGAAAUUGCUUUUUACAAGGGUCAUGGCAGAGAGAAAGUCACCAUGCUGCAUGCUUUUCAAAGAUUGGUAAACCAUAUCAGAAUGUCUCAGCAUUUCAAUUUUGCGAUGGGUUAUAUUGACAAUAUUAUUGCCAGAUAUUGGGCCACUGUUGUUGGUUACCUUCUAAUCAGUCGUCCAUUUAUUGGGACUCAAAAGAAUUCAUUGUCACAUAGUGAAAGAUUAGAGUCUUAUUACAAAAGUGGUCGCAUGUUGGUCAAGUUGGCUGAAGCAAUAGGCAGAUUAGUUUUAGCUGGAAGAGAAUUGACAAAAUUGGCUGGCUUCACAGCACGAAUUACUCAACUUAUAAAAGUUCUUAAGGAUCUAAGUGAAGGAUCAUACGUGCGCACUAUGGUUGGGGAAGGAUCUAAAAGCUCUUUAUCAGGUGAUGAUAGUUCUAAGAAAAUGCUUCUUAUUCCUGGAUCUGGCACAAUCAUAAAUGUAGAUAAUUUAAUAAAAUUUGAUCGAGUACCUUUAGUUACUCCUAAUGGAGAUAUUUUAAUCGAAGAACUGUCAUUUGAAGUCAAGUCUGGUAUGAAUGUUCUUGUGUAUGGUCCCAACGGUUGUGGGAAAAGCUCCUUAUUCCGAGCUCUUGGUGAACUGUGGCCGUUAUUUGGUGGGACACUGAAGAAACCUGAAAAGAAGAAGCUUUUUUAUAUUCCUCAGAGACCCUAUAUGACUCUCGGAACAUUUAGGGAUCAAAUUAUCUACCCAGAUAGUCUUGAAGAUAUGAAAAGAAAAGGGAAGACAGAUUAUGAUUUGGAGUUCUUUUUAGAAAUGGUACAGUUAACGUAUUUAUUGGAGAGGGAAGGAGAUUGGAAUUCAAUUAGGGACUGGAUGGACUUGCUUAGUGGAGGAGAAAAGCAAAGAGUUGCUAUGGCAAGGCUUUUUUACCAUCGCCCACAAUUCGCUAUCUUAGAUGAAUGCACAAGUGCUGUUAGUGUUGAUGUUGAAGGAUCUAUGUAUCAGUACUGUAGAGAGAUGGGAAUAACAUUAUUUACAGUUUCACACAGAAAAUCCUUGUGGAAACACCAUGAGUACACUUUAUACAUGGAUGGGCGUGGUAACUAUGAGUUCAAGCCAAUUGAAGAAUCUGAAGUUUAUGGUUCAUGAGCGUCAGUGGCAACAAUUUAAAAAGCCUUCUGCUCUUCUUCUCCCAAGGUUGUGGCCUUAAACUGCAAAAAAACUAGACUCCACAGACAGAAUACUCAUGUGAUAUAUUUAUACAACUACUUAGUUUAAUAUUAAGCAAAAGAAUACUCAGGCAGGAUAAAUAAUUAUUUAUUUAUCACUCUGAUAGCUGAUUAUGUUAAAGAUGUCAUUGGAUACCUCUGAUCCCUCCUACAAUCAUCUCUCACUUGCAACUUACAACAAGCGAUGACCAAAAAAAGAUGCACAAGUGAGAUAUCACAGAGUUGUAUACAGCGUGAAUCUAAGCUCUUGGACAAAACUUGAACUUGUGUUAGAGGGUAGGAUAAGAAGCCAGAGUCACAUAUCAGAAUGUAUGGUCACAAAUGCAAUGCUGGUGUGCUACAUGCACACAAAGCCAGAAGCUUAUGGAUGAAAACAGGUCACAAAGUACUGACAGAAAGAUGAUUUUAUACAAAAUGUUAGUUUUUAAGAAAGGUUUAAAGCAGCUGAAAUUUUCAGCCCGCAGCUGUAAUACAUGGGUCGCAAUGACAAAGAACUCGUUGUUGCUAUAACAAGCCAUUUUAACAAACUUUUAUCAAUCAUAGCACUUUUGUUAGGAGUUGCGAGGUGUGUAUUAGAGCUAUUACAGGCCGUAACUUUUAACAACAAUUCUAAAUAUGUCUCAAAAACUAAAAUGUGGUGUAAAAUCGUCUUUGUGUAGUAAAUUUUUGACCUGUUCGCAUUCAUCAGUUUGCGGUUUUACGUGCAUGUAACACGUCAGCAUUGCAUUUAGAACCAUGUGUUCCACAUAAUCCCACAUGAUCUUAUCAUGACCUCUAAAACCCCUUACAGUUUUGCCCAAGAGUUUAGACUCACCCUGUAUAUGAAAUUCAGAACCUAAUGUUAUAUAAGCUUAUUGGUAAUUAAAUAACAAAAAAAAAAAUGUUGAUAAAAUUGAGACCAGUUUUCUUUCAAAAAAUUAACUUGCUAUUAAGAAAAAAGGUUAACAAAAAUGAAGCAAAACGAAACAAAAUGUACAUAAAUGAUAUUUUUUACUUUUUUAAACUUUCAUGAGUCAAGAUUGUUUUUCCCCCUCAUUUUUAAAUGAUUUUUUCUUCUCAUUUAAAUAAUAUUUUUGGGGAAUAAAGACACUAGAUCAGCAUUUUGCGUAAGAUUAUCUUUGAAAAACAAAGAGGACAGGAGAAAAAAAUGUACAAUUAAAAUUUUACUGAUGCAUGACUAACAGAUACUUUCAAGCGCUAAGUUACAUCUGAAAAUUUAUUUACUGGGUCUGAUUGCUGAAAAUUCUCAGAAUUUGAGCUUUCUCUCAUAACUUUUAGGGUGCCUAAUGUCUGAAAAUGAUUGAAAAUUACACUUUUUGCUUUUAAAUGCAUUUUUAAAGAAAAGGUAGACAUAGAAAUGGAUGAAUAGAAAACCUUUAAAUAAAAAGUGAGGACAAAUGGCGACAAAUUUCAUAAAAUGCAAAUUAUUUUGAACAGUGGGAAUAUAUCAAACUUCGUCAUGCUGUACUUUUUUUACAUUGCCUACAUUAUGUGAAGUGAUAGAUAUGACUCAACUUACCCAAGAAUUGCAAUGCAACGAAUUGGGACAACUAGUGCCUCAAAUUACAGAAAUCUUGGUUAGUAGAAACUUUAUAAAAUGUCAGAAAUGUAAAUUUUUAAAAUGUAAUUGAAAGCAAAAUAGAAAAAUUUUAAAAGAUGAAAAUAAACACAAAAAAGUAAUGUUUUACAGUUAAAAAUCUAAAAUAGGAUAAUAACUUGUAGUAAGUUUUAGAAAGUCAAUUGAUUUUUUUUUUUUUUUUUUAAUUUUUUUUUACAACGUCAAGUUAAAUAUUGAGAAAUGCGUUAAAAAAACUCAAAUUUCAAGAAAAUAAUUUUACUUUCAAACUGAAAAUGUAUCAUUAUAUUACAUUUACAUUAUUUAAAAAAAGAAGAAAUAAAACAUUUGAAAAACAGAGAAAUAAAACACCUUGUCUUUCUUAGGGCUUACCUAUUUACAAAAAAAAAAGACUUCAUUAUCAGGUCGGUUAAUAGAAAUUUCGGUUAAUCAUAUGUAUUAAUUUUAUUUACAAAUGUCUCUUAAUGACAGGCAAUUGGAUAAAAAGUGACUAUUUUCGAAGGUUUUUUUUUUUUUUUUUUUCUUUUAAAUAAUUAUUAAUGAAAUUGAAAAGUUAACAAUGCCAGUUUUAGGUACUGCCUAAUACCGAGGAUUAACAUUGGUAAUACAUGGCAUUAGCAUUCUUUUGUGAGGAAAUUCACCACUGCUACUUCAAUGAUAUUUAAAGUUUUUUUUUUUUUUUUAAUGCACAGAAAAUACACAAAAAUCAGACAGUCAAGUGGUUUUUUUAAACUUUACAUAUAUUCAUUACAUCGAUAACUGAGAGUUCAGUGUAAAAAUAUUAACAGAUUUUAAGUGCUGUAAUCAUGUUUUAAUUCCAAACGCUUUCCUAUAAAUUACGUUACCAAUUCCUCAUCUGUAAAAUGGCAUUCAUUACAGAAACAAAAUCCUGUAAAAUAUUGAACAAUAUAUUUUUCACUUGUCUUUUAACCUUAUUAAUUUCUUCACUUUUUUCCUUUAAAUGGCACUCUAUUUUAGAGACAUUAGUGACUUACUAUGUUCUCUAUUCAAAGAAAUUACUACUAUGGUUAUUUUAAAACAACCAUGAAAUGAGUGAAAUGGUUUUGUUAAUUAUUUUUACUGCUCAAAUAGAUAUUGAAUUUUUAUGUAGAUGGAAUUUCAAUUGAACUGUGAUGAUUAAUUAUGUUUGUUAUGAUUUUAGUAACAACCUGGUGAUUAUUGUAUUGAGAUUGUUUUGUUAUGCAUUUUGAAUAUGUUUAUUAUUGCUCACAGAUGGGAAGAUCAAGUUUUUGAAAGUUACUUUUAAAUGUAUAUUCUAAAUGAUUAA
Uloborus diversus is the source of this 4974-nucleotide messenger RNA. RefSeq names its product ATP-binding cassette sub-family D member 3-like. Gene Ontology annotation, cellular component: peroxisomal membrane. The transcript is spliced from 26 exons. NCBI's taxonomy places the organism in Eukaryota, Metazoa, Arthropoda, Arachnida, Araneae, Uloboridae. The record is from RefSeq and is a predicted model, not a curated record. Gene Ontology annotation, molecular function: long-chain fatty acid transmembrane transporter activity; ABC-type transporter activity; ATP binding. The coding region runs from base 48 to 2030 and encodes 660 amino acids. Gene Ontology annotation, biological process: long-chain fatty acid import into peroxisome; peroxisome organization; fatty acid beta-oxidation.